Kwoniella botswanensis is the source of this 3330-nucleotide messenger RNA. RefSeq lists its product as uncharacterized. The transcript is spliced from 10 exons. Gene Ontology annotation, molecular function: transmembrane transporter activity. The record is from RefSeq and is a predicted model, not a curated record. Lineage: Eukaryota; Fungi; Basidiomycota; Tremellomycetes; Tremellales; Cryptococcaceae. The coding region runs from base 1 to 3330 and encodes 1109 amino acids. Gene Ontology annotation, biological process: transmembrane transport.
AUGUCGAUACCCGACAAUCCUUUCCAAGCUCCCACGACACCCCAAGCACCAGUGCUUCAGAUCGAGACCGAUGAUACCUCCCAUUCGCCCACGAGCAACCCCAAUGGCCUCGCUUCUCCCUAUUCUCACACCAGUUCCCCCGGUCAGCUAGAUUCUUCCCCUCAAUCGGCCACCGUCUCUCCUCCUGCAGGUCCUUCUCAGGCCACAACGGGCGGUCUUGCCCCUCCUGAAAUGGGUACAAAGACACCAAAACGUCGUGUACAAUGGACCUCGGACUCACACAUUGUUCAGCUUCAUCCCUUGCAACCUGUCCCGUCGUCGCCCCAUCAGUUGGAUGAAGGAAAUAUCGAACAAUUCCGAGACGCCUUGGAAGCACAUCGUACCGGCUCGAUCAGAAGACAUAGACCACCAAGUUCACUUAGUAGGCAAAGUAGUCUGGAUGGGAGCGAAACCAGACAGGGAACUGAAGAUGAAGAUUACGAUUAUCGAUUGGAUGUCGAUCCUCCUUUAGAUCGAGUUACAAGUCAAGGUUCCAACCCUGAGGAGUUUAUAGACAAUGGUAUGAGAGAACAUGUACCUACCUAUAUCGAUCCUGGAGAGAGAGACGGUUUACCGAACAUCCCCCAGAUGCCAGACCAAGAUGAGAACCAACGGGAUGCUGCUAAAGAUCUUGUCCGAGCUCAUACGGGUAAAUGGGGUGUGCUUAGAAGAAGGGUCAAAACAUCCGGUAAUGUCAAUAGGGCUUUUGGAAGUGGUCGAUCGCACGGUAUCACCACUGCUACACAGGAUCCAGAGAAACCCCAAGAAAAUGAAAGAGCUUCUCAAGAUGCUUUCGCAGCUAGAUAUCCCGAACCUCGUCGACCAUCUCUUGCUGCUUUAACCCAUGGUGGAGGAGGAGGUGGUGGUCCAGGUAUGCCGGGAGGCGCAUCGAUUUUAUCUUCCCUUCUUGCUUUGUACGGUCAACAAGAUGGUAUGCACUCUGGUACCACUUCCGCGGCAUCUUCAAGACCCAACUCCGAUGACGAAGAUUCGUCUGAAGAUGAGGCAGCUAGAAAAAGACGUUCUGGAGAAGGUUCUCAUAAAGGCAUGAAAGGUCUGAUGGGUUUCGGAGGAAAGAAAUCAACUUCAAGCUCCAAUUCCAAUGGUACUCCUGCUGGAGAUGUAGUCAUUCACGACGCGCCUCACCGAGCGUCUGUCACGGAUGAGACGGCAGGUGAACCACUCGCUCCUCAACCUUCUCGAUAUUCCAACGGCGAACGACCACCUCCUUCACCCGGCUUGACGGGAUUUUUCCAACGUGCCAAAGAGCAAAUCCAAUAUCAUCGACCAGACGCAGCCAAGUCCGGCGCAGGAGUGUUCGGUGCACUCAUCCAAAAUACUGCGAACCUCUCUGGAGCAGCAACGCCAGCUGCUUCUGCCCUUGCGCCCGCAGCCAAACGACCGGGAUAUCAGCUCAAUCGUUAUUCCGCACCGAACUUGAACCCAGAAGAAAAAGUUACAAAUUGGAGACCGCCUUCGCGGCCUUCUUCCAGAGCUGGAUCUAGACCUACCUCCGUCCAUUCUUCAACGGCGGUAUCGAGAGAUGGUGAAUCCCCUUCGCAAGAUGAUCUGUCAUUUAAGAAAAAAGCUAUAUCAAGUGAUGAUUUAGUUUCCAUGAGAAGAUCAGAAAAUGAUGAUUCCUCGUUGACUUUGAGUUCGAAAUAUCAACAACCCGGACAACCCCAAAGUGGAAAGAAGAAACCUAAGGCACCUUUGAAGUUGGAUUCGUUAGCUGCUUUACCUGUUAAUGCAUUUAAGGAAGGUGGUAAACAGAUUAAAUCGGCCGAGAAAUGGUUAUUGAAUGCUGCUAAGACUCCUCUCGGCACUCCACCUGAAAAGGGCGGUCCCGAUUACUUCUCUAGACCCCUCACGGAAGAUGAGAGAAGAAGGAAAGAAUGGGAGGCGGAGAAGAAGAGAAGAAAGAAGGCUAGAGAAGCGAGAAAGAAGCAGGAGAUUUUCAUCAUUCAACAUGUCGCUGCUAUUUUGGCGAGACAACAGUUCUUGAUGAAACUUGCUAGAGCAUUGAUGAUGUUCGGAUCCCCUUCUCACCGACUCGAAACCCAAAUCCAAGCUACUGCCAAAGUUCUCGAGAUCAACGCUCAGGUAGUCUACAUGCCUGGAACAAUGUUGAUUUCCUUCGGUGACGAUGCUACCCAUACGUCCGAGACCAAAUUCUUGAAGCAAGCUACCGGUUUAGAUCUCGGUAAAUUACUUGCAACUCAUCACCUUUAUUGGAAUGUCGUACAUGAUAAGAUGUCUGUUGAACAAGCGUCAAAGGAUUUAGACGUACUCAUGACUACACCGGUUUACUAUAAUUGGUGGCAAACUUUGAUCAUCGGUGCAAUGUGUUCGGCUUUUAUCACUGUUAUUGGUUUCUAUGGCUCUUUCGUCGAUGCUAUCAUGGCUAUGCCCCUGGGAGCUUUACUCGUCGGUGUUCAGAUGUUGGCUGCCCGAAACGACAUGUUCUCAAACGUAUUCGAAAUUGCCAUCGCGACUGUCAUCUCUUUCGUCUCUGCUGCUCUCGGAUCCACUGGGGUGUUUUGCUAUACCGCGUUGGUCUCCGGUGGUGUAGUGUUGAUUUUACCUGGUUAUAUCGUACUCUGUGGUGCUUUGGAACUGGCUUCGAGGAAUAUCACUGCCGGUGCGGUCAGAAUCGGUUAUAGUGUUAUUUACUCCCUAUUUUUGGGUUUCGGUAUUUCGAUCGGAGCGGUCCUUUAUGAGAAGAUUACCGGUAAUGAUGUACUCAAUGCAAGUGAUUAUACCUGCUCUAACACGCAUGGUGGUGCGCCUUGGUAUCAAGUCACUCCCUCUGCCUUAUGGUAUAUCUUAUGUUGUCCCGCGUACUCGUUUUUCCUUUCGUUGAGAAAUCAACAACCACUCUGGGCCAAAGAACUGCCAAUCAUGGUCUUAGUCGCCGUAGCAGGAUGGUCAAGUAAUCAUUUCUCAUCGUUGGCUUUCCCGGGUCGAUCCGAUAUGACCUCUGCCAUCGGAUCCUUCGUCGUUGGGACUCUAGGAAAUCUUUACGGUAGAAUAUCAAACGGGUCGAGUUUCCCAGUGACAGUCACUGGAAUAUUAUUCCAACUUCCCUCUGGUUUAUCCAAUGGAGGUAUCUUCAACUUCGCAGCUGAAUCUUCGGAUGGAUCGUCGACUGCCUAUAGCUCUGGAUUCAGUGUGGCUCAACAGUUGGUUAGUGUUGCUAUUGGAUUAACUGUCGGUCUGUUCGUUUCUGCUGCUGUAACUCAUCCUUUCGGAGGAGGUAGAAGGAGAGGUGCAGGUAUAUUCUCUUUCUAG